Molecule: messenger RNA, 1363 nt
Organism: Nanorana parkeri
Lineage: Eukaryota; Metazoa; Chordata; Amphibia; Anura; Dicroglossidae
Source: the annotation of a RefSeq genome assembly
AUGCUAAUAAUUAUCUUCGCCUGACUCUCGCUAUUCCCUACUAUUAUGUUAACCCCCCCUAAACACCUUUGAACGACAACCACCGCCCAAGGGUUCUCCAUUGCAUUUAUGUCCAUAUGUUGGUUUUUUCUCCAAGACUUUAAUUUCUCCGACUCCCUUUUCUUUAUUGAUAAAAUUUCCAGUCCCCUAGCUAUUUUAACCUGCUGACUCUUCCCCCUCACACUUCUGGCUAGCCAAAGCAAGAUUGCCCUAGAACCCUCUAACCGCCAGCGAGCUUAUCUUGCUAACAGCACAUUUCUUCAACUAACCACCCUCAUAGCCUUUACUGCAUCAGACCUAAUAUUAUUCUUUAUCUUUUUUGAAGCCUCUUUAGUACCCACAAUAAUUAUUAUCGCCCGCUGGGGGGCCCAAGAACGCCGCCUGGAGGCCGGUAUAUAUAUUGCUUUCUAUACAAUACUCGGGGCAAUUCCCCUAAUUUUAUGAAUAACAAACAUCUAUUCGACCCACGGCUCCCUUCUUCCCUCCCUCAUGUCUACUUUUUCAAUCACCCAACAGCCGACCAGUUACCCCGGCCCAUUUUGGCUCAUAUAUAAUGUAGCCUUCCUAGUUAAACUACCCCUUUACUGUCUCCACCUAUGACUUCCCAAAGCCCAUGUAGAAGCACCAAUUGCGGGGUCUAUGGUACUGGCAGGCACUUUACUAAAAUUAGGGGGGUACGGAAUCCUCCGCACAUCCGUCUUCUUACAGGAGGGCACCUUAAACAACACGCUAUUAUUUAUGCUAAUCGCAAUCUUAGGGAUUCUCGCCACCGCUCUCUUAUGCCUCCGUCAAACAGAUUUAAAAUCCCUCAUUGCUAUGUCAUCUGUUAGCCACAUAAAUCUAGUGGUUGUUGCCGCCUUAAUUUCCACCCCCUGAAGUUUUUCUGGUGCCAUAGUUAUAAUAAUUGCCCACGGCCUCACAUCCUCAGCACUCUUUUGUCUAGCAAACACGACAUAUGAGCGGACAAACAGCCGAACAAUGAUCCUUCUUCGGGGCUCUAUACUUAAUUCUCCACUAGCUAAUGCCUGCUGACUUGCUAGCAUCCUAUUUGACAUGGCAAUCUGCCCCACACCUAAUACUAUUAGUGAACUCCUAAUUAUAGCCUCCCUCUUUAACUGAUCCCCUGCAGCUUUCCUGAUUGUGGCCCUAAACUUAAUUUUUACUACCGCCUAUACUCUCUACGUCCUUUGAUCCACACAACGUGGGCCCACACCAAAUCACCUAAAAAUUUUAUUCCCCUUUCAUAUCCGAGAGCAUAUUCUACUUUCUCUUCAUGUAGUACCCGGCCUUCUACUUAUUUUUAAACCCGAACUGAUUCUCCUCU